This is a messenger RNA of Gastrolobium bilobum, 1839 nucleotides long. Its product is annotated as BTB/POZ domain-containing protein At2g13690. Bases 106 to 1677 code for a protein of 523 amino acids. NCBI's taxonomy places the organism in Eukaryota, Viridiplantae, Streptophyta, Magnoliopsida, Fabales, Fabaceae. The record is from RefSeq and is a predicted model, not a curated record. The transcript is spliced from 2 exons.
ACAUGAUGGGUGCUCCGUAGUCCUUACUCCACAGUUAAAAAAAACAUCAUUUUUUAUGUCACCAUUCGUUUCUUUUAAUCUCUGAGACUCUCUCUCAGAGUUAAAAUGGACCAUUCGUUUCGCCGGCGACGGCGAACAUGGUGUUGUUCAUUCGCCGUUCCACCUUCCAGCCCCGACAACCCUUCUUCCAAACCGCGUCACCGCAAGUCUGAAGCACUUUCCAAGCCUAGCUUUUCAGUCCCAAGCUCGCCCCAGAGCUUCAAAUCCGGGUCCCGGAUAGUGGGUCGGAUCGACCCUCGUCGGAUCUUGUCCCCAGGUAGAGUAUCCCCCAUCGAUUCCGAUCCCGUCGAUCCCUCUCCAGCCAUAGAUUCUGCACCCCAGUUGCGAUCUCAUAGCUUCAGGGCACCCUUUGCCGCCGACAGUGGCCCCACCCCGCCGCCGGAGAGCUCCGGCGGGUUUGACGUGAGGAUGAAUUUGAAGGGGAAGAAUGGUGAGUGCAUAGUUCUGGAGCUGAACUCGGUGGUUCUUUGCGCGAACUCGGAGGUUUUUGCAGGGUUGAUAGCGGAUUACAAAAAGGGUGUGUCUUCGUCGAGCGGUAGUACCAAAAUGUGCAGAAUAGAGGUGACUGAUGUGGAAAACUUGGGAGUUUUCAGAGAAACCAUUGAGCUUAUGUUUGAGGAUGAUUUUACCAAAAAACUCCUCAACAUUGGUGUUUAUCGAUCCAUCGACGUUUUGGAGGUGUCCGCAGGCAUCAUGUUCACUAAGGGUGUUUUGGCCUGUUUACAAUACCUUGAGGCUGUUCCUUGGACUGAAGAAGAAGAAGAAAAAUUGAGGAGCCUAUUCACAAAAUUUAAGUUUGAUGAUGCAACAACAAGAGACAUUUUAGGAAGGCUUUACCUACACGAUUCAGAAGAUUCUCAGCCAAAUGUAGCGCGACAACUUGUUUGGUCUAUCACCACUUGUGUUGAUGCCAAUGCAAGAAAUGAACUGAAGUCACUAGUCAAGGGUCUUCUUUGCAAAAGCUCAGUCUAUGAGAAGAACCAUCUUGACCUCAACAAGGAGGAUCUAUAUUCUGUUUGCCACUCAUGUCUGGGUUCUCUGAUUACCCUCUUUGAGGAGGCAUCAAACACCAUCCCUCCUGAAAGGUCGAGGAAGAAUGAUAUGAAUAAGUCGAUGAUUGAGCGCGUCUCAAGACAGGUUGAUAACAUCAACUGGUUGCUGGAAAUCAUGCUUGAUGGGCAAAUGGCUGACGAGUUUGUGGAUAUAUGGGGUGAUCAACACCAACUUGUUAAAAUGCAUGAUAAUGCAUCCCCCAUGAUUAGAUAUGAACUCAGUAGAGUUUCUGCAGUUCUGUUUGUUGCCAUGGCUACCAGAAAACUACAAUGCCCUUUGGAAGCUAGAUCAGGGAUUGUGCAAACAUGGUUCAGACCAAUGUUGUUGGACUUUGGUUGGUUGCAGAGAUGUAGAAAAGGGCUUGAUAUAAAGCUCUUGCAAGAGGCUAUGGGUCAGACACUUCUUACUCUACCUCUAAAGCAACAACACAUGCUAUUCAUGGAAUGGUUUCAGUACUUCUCAAAGCAUGGCACUGAAUGUCCGAAUCUAAGCAAGGCAUUCCAAAUUUGGUGGCGUAGAUCAUUUUUAAGAGGCUCUGAAACUCAAGCAAUUGAAUCAAGGUGAAGAGUGCCACUAUUUGUCAUUUUUACUGUUUGUGUACUCUGUAAAGAGUUGCAAUUAGGUGAGAGGUUCUGAACUGUAUACUGAAUAACGUAGAUAAACUUCAUAGAUGGUUGUAUUAACAGCUUCAUGCCUAAAUGAUAUAAUUUUUUUCUAGAUUAUUUU